CAAUGGAUAUGCCAACAUGAAGAUGACUGCCAAUUUCAUUGCAUUAUUGUGAGCUGUCAUGUUAUCCUUCCAAAACCCUUAUAAAUAUUGCCUUCCAGAAGUUCUUGGCUGCAAAGAAGCUAGAGCAUUGCUUUGAAAUAUUUCCAAAUUGAGUGGCAAGCAGUCAUAGUCUCACAGUGUCAAGUAUAUUUCAUGGUUUUCAUCUUUGCUUCUCUUUCACACAUCAGCUAGAUAUAAACUUGGUCCAUUUCCCAACUUGGUUGUAGAAAACUUUUAGUGAACAUAGUUUCCUGUCGUGAAUUGAAUAGUCAUGGCAGUCCAACAUCCUCUUGAACUGGCAAAUGGUUGCUGUGAUGAUGAUGGGCAUUCAUUGAGAACUGGAACCUUAUGGAGUUGCGUUGCUCAUAUUAUUACUGCUGUUAUUGGAUCUGGAGUUCUGUCCUUGGCUUGGAGUACUGCACAGCUAGGAUGGAUAGCAGGGCCAGUUUCCUUGCUUUGCUUUGCGAUUGUCACCUAUGUUUCAGCUUUCCUCCUUUCCGAUUGCUAUAGGUCCCCUGACCCCAUAACAGGAACACGAAACUACUCUUACAUGCAUGCUGUUAGAGUUAAUCUUGGUAAAACACAGACAUGGUUUUGUGGUUUGCUUCAAUAUGUGAGCAUGUAUGGAACUGGUAUUGCUUAUGUUAUUACUACUUCAACUAGUAUGAGAGCAAUUCAAAGAUCAAACUGUUACCAUAGAGAAGGGCAUAAAGCUUCAUGUGAAUAUGGGGACGCUAUUUAUAUGCUGCUAUUUGGAGCUGUUCAGAUACUAGUGUCACAGAUUCCUGAUUUUCAUAACAUGGAAUGGCUCUCGGUAAUUGCAGCAAUCAUGUCCUUUACCUACUCUUUUAUCGGAUUUGGACUUGGUGUUGCACAAGUUAUAGAAAAUGGGACGAUUAAGGGGAGCAUUGCUGGAGUCUCAGCUGCCACUACUGCCAAUAAGUUAUGGUUAGCAUUUGAAGCACUGGGGGACAUUGCUUUUGCCUAUCCAUACUCGAUCAUUCUGCUUGAGAUACAGGAUACUUUGAAGUCACCUCCACCAGAGAAUAAGACCAUGAAGAAGGCCUCUAUGAUUUCAAUCUUCAUCACAACUUUCUUUUACCUAUGUUGUGGAUGCUUUGGAUACGCAGCCUUUGGCAACAAUACACCUGGAAAUCUCUUGACUGGGUUUGGGUUCUUUGAGCCUUACUGGCUCGUCGAUUUAGCAAAUGCUUGCGUUGUUCUUCAUUUGGUGGGAGGAUAUCAGAUAUAUAGUCAGCCUGUGUUUGCAUUUGUGGAAGGAUGGUUCAGUAGGAAAUUUCCAAGCAGUGGUUUUGUGAAUAACUUCCAUUCCUUCAAACUUCCAUUGAUUCGUCCUCUUCAUAUCAAUCUUUUCCGGCUAUGUUUCCGAACUGUAUAUGUUGCAUCAACUACUGCUGUUGCAAUGGCCUUCCCUUACUUCAACCAAGUUUUGGGAGUGCUUGGAGCCUUGAACUUUUGGCCUUUGGCAAUAUACUUUCCUGUGGAAAUGUACUUUGUGCAGAAGAAAAUAGGUGCUUGGACAAGAAAAUGGAUUGUGCUGAGAACAUUUAGCUUUGCUUGCUUGCUAAUAACAAUAGCAGGCUUACUUGGGUCAAUUGAGGGACUUAUAAGUGCUAAACUUGGCUGAGACUGCUAUUGCUGAGAUCUUUCUGCCAAUAGACUACUAGUAAUCACAUGUUGUGUUGGAAGAUGAGAAUAUUAUGCCUCUUGUCUUCCUGUCCUGUUCUAAUAUUAGGAUGAGAUUUCUUGCUUUGCUAGAAGGAAACUAAACUAAUAUUGAGAAUAAGCAUGCAGUUUCAUGGGAAGUUGGUGAAGAA
Messenger RNA from Populus trichocarpa (black cottonwood), 1877 nucleotides. Its product is annotated as probable amino acid permease 7. The record is from RefSeq and is a predicted model, not a curated record. Gene Ontology annotation, cellular component: plasma membrane. Bases 311 to 1687 code for a protein of 458 amino acids. The transcript has 8 exons. Lineage: Eukaryota; Viridiplantae; Streptophyta; Magnoliopsida; Malpighiales; Salicaceae.